CACCAGUGCACGGGGCGGUUCCAAAGUCGCUGACGGCUUUCAGUCCGGAAGGUGUGUUAGCUAAGAGGCGGGUCUUGCGUAAGAGGAUAUUCCUAUUGGUCACACAGCUCGCUGACGCAAUAAGGACAGGAAGCAAAAAUAAACAACCUCGCACGUUUGAUGUCCGGAGCCGGCCGCGCAGCGGGCAAUGAAUGAAGACAUGGCUUCCGUGCACUGAACUUACUUCACUUAGCACUUCACUUAACAUAGCAUCGUUGAGACGCACGAUAACUCAAGUCUAUCCGCCGUGUACCGGUUUCUCCGUUGGCAUGUUGGAUUUAACAGCAGGGUGGAGUAUCUCGUUCGCAGGCUGCGGUUUCUUGGGCGUGUAUCACAUCGGCGUGGCGAGCUGUCUCCUGGAGCGCGCCCCGCAUCUCGUGCGCGGAGCCACCAGGGUGUACGGGGCUUCGGCCGGGGCGCUUACCGCCUCCGUUCUCACCAGCCACGCGUGUUUAGAGAAGUGUUGCCAGGAUGUGAUGGAGGUUGCUAAGCAAGCUCGGAAGCGUAGCCUGGGUCCUCUGCACCCCACCUUCAACUUGGUGAAGAUUCUGCGCUCAGGUCUGGAGCGCGACCUGCCAGGGGAUGCGCACUUACGCGCCUCGGGCAAGCUGUGCGUGUCUCUCACACGCGUCAGCAACGGGGAGAACAUGCUGGUCUCAGACUUCACCUCCAAAGAGGAACUCAUCCAGGCACUCAUCUGCAGCUGUUUCAUUCCUGUCUACUGUGGCUUGAUCCCGCCUUCCUUCCGGGGAGUGAGGUAUGUUGACGGGGGUAUAAGCGACAACCUGCCCCAGUCCGAGCUGAAGAACACCAUCACCAUCUCUCCAUUCUCUGGGGAGAGUGACAUCUGCCCCAGAGACAACUCCAGCAGCUUCCAUGAGCUGCGACUCACCAACACCAGCAUCCAGGUCAACUGGGGAAACGCCUUCCGGCUGAGCCAGGCCCUCUUCCCUCCGGAGCCGAAGGUUUUGGCAGAGAUGUGUCAGAGCGGGUAUAAAGAUGCCUACCGAUUCCUCAAGGACAACAAUCUACUGAGGACCGAAUGUCCUACAGCAGACUUGGCUCUGAAGCGAGACAAACCAACCUGCUGCUGCUCUGGCGUUAAAAACUCUGCUAUCAUGGAAAGCACACAGGAUUGGGUGCUGCGGAUCUGCCUCCUGAAGGAACACCACUGGUGGUUGGAUGAGCAGCUUGUCAAUAAUCUCCCCACAUCCCUUAAGAAAGUAUUCUGUGAGGCGUGUAGGGAGAAACACGCUCUGCUCUCUCAGAUCACCGGGCUGUUGCCAGUGCGUGUGGCCUCCUACGUCCUGCUGCCCUGCACUCUGCCGAUGGAAUCCGCCUACUCAGCAGUGCAGAGGUUUGUGGAGUGGAUGCCUGAAGUAUCUGCGGAUGUGCGCUGGCUUUUCGAAGUGGCAGGAAGUGUUUACAGAUACGCCUGGAAAGGAGUGUCCCCACACCCGAGAAGCGGCAUAUCCAUGAGACGGUGUAUAAGCGAACCACCCACACUGGACCUGCAGCUGCCUGUGAUGGAGCGUAAGAGACCACUGCCAUUUUCUGCCACUGAUCUCCGUGGUUACGGCUGGGAUUCAGCGGGCAGCUCCCACGAGUCUCUGGGUUUGCGCACGUUCAGCCCCUCCCUAAAACACGUCUGCUUCAUCACUGGUUCACCAAAUGACUAUGAGAGCUGAAUGCACUAACACAUGGAACCUGUGCUUGGACGUGAUUGGACAGUGACUGACGAUGUCACACACCCUUCAUUUUUACGUGCAGUGGUGCUUGGUGAGACAGUCAGCACUGCUUUGUAAACUGGAAUUGAGCUUAUACAGACUCAUAUCUGUCAAGCACUCCGCAAACACUGGUGUGAUUUGAACCUUAGAUCCUUAUGAACCAAAGACAUAUUUCUGUCUGUUGCUUUAAUACAGCCAUUAACGUAGGUUUAGGUUCUCAAGUGCACUUAAUUACACUUGGAAUUACAGUAAAUCAGUAAUUACUGUAAAUUCUCUAUUCAAGUUUGACUGUUAACAAACAUCAACAUGGGAUAAUACUAAAGAUCUAAUCAAGGAAUGUUAUGAGAUGGCAAACGAGCCUUUUUGGAGACUGGGGAAGCCGGGUUCUCUUCACAGGAGUCACUGUAUCAUCACUGUAUCACUACCUAUUCAUACUGGUCACACACAGGAAAAUGAGUGCGCUGUAUGCCAGCACGUUCCUUAUGAAGGACUUCAGUGCUCCAGCUGUUAGGGUGUUCCCCUCUACUCUUUCUACAAUUUAAUUGGAAAAAUUGCAGUAAUGUAAUUUGUAAUGAGUUGUUUUGGGAAUGGUGCCAUGAAAUAAGCAAAAUGCAUCAUUAAAAAAGUAUUACAUGGUGUCAAUAUUAUUGGCUAAUGAGUCAGA
Electrophorus electricus (electric eel) is the source of this 2430-nucleotide messenger RNA. The record is from RefSeq and is a predicted model, not a curated record. Lineage: Eukaryota; Metazoa; Chordata; Actinopteri; Gymnotiformes; Gymnotidae.